GUCGAAGAAGGCAAAUACACCAGCGUGUAUUCAUUCCGUCGAGACUUUGAACAGAUCAUGGACAAUGCUAUGGUAUUCAAUCUCCCCAGUACUAUCUACUACCAAGAAGCUGAGCUUAUCAAGGCACUGGGUAGUGUUUAUAUUCAGAAAGCAGCCGCGAGCCUGGGCUUACCCAUGUUUGUUGCAGAUGAGGAAAGAGAGCAAAUGGACGCAGGAGCCGAAAAAGCAUCGACGGCACUUCGCACAACAAAGCCGAAAUCAACAAAAAAUAGUAAGGCAAAUGGGUCCACAAAAGCGGCGAAGAAUAAAAGCGUCGAUGGAAAUGUUGGUAGAGUGAAAAGAGAAGGAAGCAAACCGAAGAAGAUGCCUGCCGAAGAGUAUCUAAUCAAUCCCUAUGGGGUGGCCAAUGUCAAUACAUAUGUACAAGGUGUGUGA
Sphaeroforma arctica JP610 is the source of this 435-nucleotide messenger RNA. RefSeq lists its product as hypothetical. The annotation marks the transcript as partial. Gene Ontology annotation, cellular component: nucleus. Lineage: Eukaryota; Ichthyosporea; Ichthyophonida. Gene Ontology annotation, biological process: regulation of transcription by RNA polymerase II. The transcript is spliced from 2 exons. The record is from RefSeq and is a predicted model, not a curated record.